AUGUACAGAGAUGCCGCGGUCAAAGAGGAACUCAGGAAGCGGGCCCCGAAUCUGCGGGCAGACAUUGAUAGCAUGGCAUUUCACGCGUUCUCGGGUUCCAUCGAGAACAAUGUAAAGAAGAGCAUGACAUUCCUGAAAGAAUCCCCUCUGGUUAGGGAGUCUUUGAAACCAAGCAUCCGUGGAUUUGUCUUCGAUCUUCACAGUGGAGAGCUCAAGGAAGUCAAAUUGUAG
Molecule: messenger RNA, 231 nt
Organism: Cladophialophora psammophila CBS 110553
Lineage: Eukaryota; Fungi; Ascomycota; Eurotiomycetes; Chaetothyriales; Herpotrichiellaceae
Product: carbonate dehydratase
Exons: 2
Coding region: 1-231 (76 amino acids)
Molecular function (GO): zinc ion binding; carbonate dehydratase activity
Source: RefSeq, a predicted model, not a curated record